GUUCGUCUCACAAAUGCACUCGGUCCUUCAACCAGCCACUGUACAAUCGAUCGUUAUGCAGUACACCCACCCCCUCCCUCCCACGCACACACCAUGGGGGCGGUCGGCCCUCUCUCUACCGACUAGUACUACACACACAUCGCCACGGAUUGCCAUGCCAGCCACGUCGACCAAACGAUCUCCAUGAUCAUCCACUCUCAUCGUCCAUUAGUUUCCGUCGCCCACCAUCAACCAAUCUGUCAGUCUGCCUGUCUGUCUGUCCUCUUUGUGUUCAGCGGCUGCGUGUCAAAGUGCAAUCACAUGACGGGCAGCAGGGGUUGUGCUUUGGGCAUCUCCUGCCUAAUCUCAAUCUCAUUCUCUUGCGGCUGCAUCUGGUACUUGAUGACCUUGAUGCGCGGCUUGGUGAACUUGUCACGCAAACUGCACACACACACACACACACACACACGUGUGCGUGUGUCUCUUGUCUGCCCAUGGCGUGUGUCUGCGUGAGUGAGUGUGAAAGCGACCUCAUCAUUUUGUGGGUGAAUAUGGCGUGGCGGGAAAUGUCACUCAUCUGCCCGAUAAUCGCCAUCAGCCGCUGUGCCACACACACACGCACAGACAGACAGAGUGAGACACACGUGCACACGACCAGCCCACCUGCAUCUGUUCGUUUUGCUGGCUGAUGACUUCUUCGAUUGCACGUCUGUCGUUGGCUUGCUUCUCCUGCAGGUCUGACAGCCGACGUCUGUCCUGCCUCUGCUCUUCGUCAAUGAGGCGUCGCUUCGUCAUGAGUGACCCGCUCUCUUGCACACCCAAAUUAAUGAGGGGAUACCUGAACGACACAACAGAGAGACAUGAGUGAGUGUGCUUUGCUGCCUCAGAUACUUGACAUACUUGGGUCGCUCGUCAUUCUUGUCGUCGGCGUGUGCUUUGUGUGCGGUCUGCAUGAAGCGGGGCAGAGCGUUGGUGCCGUCGGCACGGUCGGAUGAGGGAGCCGGGAAGGCAAACAGAUCGUCAUCCUGCUGACUGUCGCUCGCCGCCACCUGCCGCUCAUGCUGCUGCCGCCGCUGCUGCUGCUGUGGCUUCGACUCAGCUCCAGGGGAGGUAAAAAGAUCGUCCUCUUUGCCUUUGGCCGUGUCUGUGCUGGGUGCGGCGGGUGGGCUACCCGACGUCGAUGUGAGGGCGAGCAGUGCCAGGCAAAGAAUGAUAAACUUCAUCAUGAUCAUCGCUCGUACCUCGUUGUCUGUAUGAGCGAGUAUGGUCUAAGGGAGAAGAAUCUGUUUGGGAUGGCGGUGCCGCAGCACCAUAACAGGGGAUAGCAGUAAGGGAUAUCAGGCAGUAUAGGUCGGCGUUGCUGGUUGUGUGAUUGGUUGCUGCUGCUGCUGCUCUUCGCUCGCGUCUAUGAUGUGUAUGUGUACGUCUAUGUGUGUGUGUGUGUGUGU
This is a messenger RNA of Vitrella brassicaformis, 1427 nucleotides long. Lineage: Eukaryota; Vitrellaceae. The record is from the annotation of a GenBank genome assembly.